CGUACCCUUUUAAAAACAAAAUCUCCAUAGAGAGAUAGAGAGAGAGAUUUCAAACUCUAUUUAUACCCCCAAAAGCCUUCACAUUUCUUCCUUCCUUUUCUUCUCUUUCUUUCCAUGGCAUUUUCUUUGUAAAUCCCUCACUCUCUCUUCUCUACAUCUACCUCUCCUACAUUUUCGAGAGUUUUUUCAGAUUCCAUAUCCAUGGAAUUCUCUGCAUUCCAAGUAAGUAGAUUCAAAAUCCCAUCCUUUGGUUUUGGUUGAAUCCACCCUUUUUUUUUCCCAGCUCUUUUCAAACUAGCUCAGCGAAUACGAAUCGGGCUUUCUGCAUGUGAAUCGACCGUUUGAUCCGUUUGUGAUGGUUUCGGCAUUUGGGUUUUGAGGAACGGCCGGUUAAUAAUAUAUUGGAGAAGUCCUCGGUUCUGGUUUUUUGGUUUUGGGUAUGGUUUCGAAUCAGAAGAUGGGUUUUGUGGAAUCGAUUGGAUAUUCGUUCCGAUUUGAUGGGACGGUUGGGGGUGGUGAAGUCGCAGGGAAUGAGGUGCUGGUUCGUCGCUGUUUGCCGAGUGAAUCGGGAGCUCUGAAGAACAGAUCAGAGAAGGAGAGCUUGCGUCAUUCAUUUUUCGAACUCAGCUUGGGGAAUUCGCGGUUUGGGUCUUCUAUGGGAAUGGUUGGGAAUGAGAAUUUCGGUGAGGAAGACUGUGGUAGUGCAUGGAGGAAUCAGGGCCUCAAUGGGGUUGGGAUUGGUUUUGCUUUUGGAGAAGUACUCACGAGCCGUUCGAACGAGAAGGGGUCUGAUAUUGCACGGAAUGAUGAAAAGAAGAAAACCCAGAAAGAGUCAAUGGGGCACUUAGGAUGCCAGAAAUUGGGACCAAAAUACAGUUGGUGGGGCAAGAAGUCAAUGGAUAAUGUGUCGGAGGUAGGCAAUGGCAUGGAUGUUCAGAAAUCACACAUUCAAAGCACAGCCAUGCCUGAUGGCCUCAAGGAGCUGUUACUGAACUCCGGAUGGAUGGUUGUGUCACGAGAAGGCUUGGGAGAGGCUGUCUAUGUUUCUCCAUCAGGUUCUACGUAUGGGUCUCUUCCAAAGGCUUUGGAGGCCUUUUCACGGGACAUUUCCAAGCCUACAAAUAAGCGGUGGGGUAUGCCUCCAUCAAUCGAUGAUGGAGGGCUUAAAAGGAAUCAUGUAUCUCCUGCUCCUGAUUUGGCUAGUAAAAUAGGCCCUGUCAGUCGAGAUGUUGUGAAAUCUGUUCAGAAGAAGAAGAGACGUUCAAGUAAAAGAAAGAAACCCCUUGCGAGAGUGGGGCCUGUUAGGCCCACCAUGUUAAUAAAGGAUAAACUACAACGAAGGAUGCAGGAGCUAAAUGAAGACAUUGCCACUGAAUCCUUAUCACACAAGGAUGUCACUUUUUGCAUGGUGAAAGAGAAGGCAAAAAGCUGUACUAAAGAUGCAUCCUUGAGUCGUGAAGUAAAAGAUUCAGCUUGCUUGAUGUCGGAAGCUGUAAAUAUUGACGAAAACAGUGCCGGUGAUAUGCACCAGAAUGUAAAAUUGUCCAGCAUUCGGAGGUCGGCACGUAUUAAUGGGAAACAUGUCCGUGUACAUUAUGAGUCGGAUCUCGAAACGGAAGCUGAUGAAGGCGCUUAUUUGGAUUCAUCCAAACAGGUUUCCACGCAACUCUCAUUACGGUUGGAAGAAGUGGGACCUAGGGAAGAAGCACCCAAGCUGGUAGCAUCUUGCAUGGGAGAUCACAAAGUGGUAGCGUCUUGCGUGGGAGAUCACAAAAGGGUAAGUUCUUGCAUGAAAGAAGGAAGCUCGAGUGGUGUAACUGAGAGUUCAGGUUGCUCUAGAAUGGAGGUGGAAACUGAAAAUUCGGAUUUCUGUAGGACAGACUCUAUGAAUGAAGGCAGCAGUAAAAGCAAUUUGCAUCAAGACGGCAAAUUGCUAGGGGUGAGGAGGUCUGUUCGCAUUAAUGGGAAACGCGUUCCUGUAGAUAGUGAUUUUGAUUUGAUAAUGGAGGCUGGUGAUGAUUAUCUUGGUUCAUCUGAAUGUGUAAUUUACAGAGCAGCAAGGAAGGGAAUGGAAGCAUUGAUGACCCCAACUUUGAAAGUUGAGAAUGUGGAAGCUAGAAUUCCCACUCGGGGCAAGAAAUCGAUAAAGCAAACAAGUAGAAAGAAAAUCAAUCACCAAAAGACAGAAAACCGGAAAGAUUUAAGGAAAGGUAAUGGGGUGAGGACUCCUGUUUCUACUAAGUGCUCUCCAUCAAAGAGAAAUGGAGGAAAAGCUCUGAUUCUAGAGAAACGCUCUCCUUCAUCUACAAGUAAAAGGAAGUCUGUUGGUGGUGGGAUUUCAAAUGGGAAAAAGAAGAAAAAGAGGAGUGGUGGGUGCAGUCUCACGGUUAGGAGGUUGGGGAAAGGUGACCAUGAAGAAAAGAUAUCGCCUGAAACAAAGGCUAGCAUACUCUCUUGGCUGAUUGAUGCUGGUGUGUUGACUGAAAAUGAAAAGGUCAUGUACAAAAACAAGAAUUGUGGCAGUAUGUUGAAAGGAUGGGUUACUAAAGGUGGAAUUCGGUGCAACUGUUGCAAGAAGGUCAUGUCCUUGUUAGAGUUUGAAGCCCAUGCUGGUAGGGAUCUUCGUCAACCCUGGGAUAACACUCACCUUGGCUCUGGCAGGUCAUUGCUGUCGUGCCUCCUUGAGGCAUGGGAGAAGGAAAAGAAACUGAGGAAAGUUGGAUUCCAGAUAGUAGGAGUUAAUGAUCCCGAUCCUAGUGACGAUACAUGUGGGGUAUGUGCUGAUGGCGGCAGCUUGAUAUGUUGUGAUAAUUGUCCUUCGACUUUUCAUCAGGAUUGUGUGAUGCUAAAGGCCCUCCCAGAAGGCAGUUGGUAUUGCCCAUAUUGCAGAUGUGCACUCUGUAUGAUGGUUAAGCAGGUGCAAGAUAGAACCCGAGAAUCCUUUAUGUUACUCAAAUGUAUUCAAUGCGGGCGCAGAUAUCACAGGGAGUGUGCUUGGGGACAUGAUCUGCCAAUGAUGGGCUCCGAAUCUUUAUCUUUUUGUGGGAUAUAUUGCAAGAAGGUAGCUGAAGGCCUUUCCAAUAUGCUUGGAGUUACUAAACCAACCGAAGAGGGUUUUUCAUGGACUGUAUUACGGCGUAUUGAUGAAGACAAGGGCAUCAGCUCGAAUAAAAAGCCAUCAUUUAUCAUGGAAUGCAAUGCAAAACUCUCCUUGUCCCUUUCUGUGUUGGAAGAAUGCUUUGUUCCUUUAGUGGAUCCAAGAUCGAGUCUGGAUAUGCUUACUCAAGCAGUUUACAAUUGCGGGUCAAAUUACACUCGUCUAAAUUAUGAAAGAUUUCACACUGUGAUCUUAGAGAAGGAUGAUGAAAUCAUUUCGGUUGCAACAUUAAGGAUCCAUGGAACGCGUUCAGCGGAAAUGCCAUUCAUCGGAACACGACCCAUGUAUCGACGACAAGGCAUGUGCCGUCGCCUUUUGAAGGCUGUGGAAGAAAUGCUCUCUUCUUUACAUGUGGAGAAGCUAAUUAUCCCUGCAAUACCCGAUCUGCUUGAGACGUGGAUGACAUCAUUCUCCUUCAAACCUCUGGAGUUAUCCCAUAGAGAGGAGAUCAAGAAUUUGGUCAUGAUAGUUUUUGCAGAAACAAUAUUGCUGCAGAAGUCCAUAUGCAAGCCGGAAAUGGAAGAUGAAAGAGGUGGUCACACAAAUCCUGAUAGUCAAGAUGUUCCGCUGUGGCAGAUUCCUCAAUGCAAGUUGAGUGGAACCCAUGAUGCUAUUUUUGGCCCAUGUAAAGAGAUCAAAGGUGGUAGCUCUGUCCCUGAUGCAUUGCCCCCUCUCUGUUCUAGUAUUUCAAGCAGAUUCACUUCAGAGAUUUUGCCUGUCCAAACUGCAUUACUUCAUAAUAUAGACAUGGUGCCACGGAAUCUAGGAACAGGGUCCUUCUCAUUCUCAUCCGUUGGUACGGUUCUUCCUAAUUCCUCUGUGAACUCUGAAGUUAUUUCCAGUCCGAGGAGGCAUGUCCGUGGAUGGUUGCAAAGUGCUGAUGAUGCUAAGGAUGCCCAUCCUGAUGUUAUAUGCUGUAGCCUUCCUGUCGACAGUCUUCUCAGUAUCAGAAGCUAAAUUCUGGGUAACUAAAUAUUUUGUUGCAGCCACCGCCACUGGUUUCAUUUUUUGUAUAUUCAGAUACAUAUCUCCGUUGAUUUCUCAUUCGCAUUAUUUUUUGAAUUCUGCAUCUUGAUUUCCACUGUGAAAGAAACCAGUGCAAUUUCAAAACAAUUCAAAAAUGAUUGAUGAGUAGUUUUAGAGUGUCCUUUACGCAUGUGCCCAAAUUAUAUAUUGGUGACUUUGAUUAGAUAACAGAAGUUGAAGCUUCUAAAUGAAGCACUGCUUGUGAUUUUGGAGCUUAA
Magnolia sinica is the source of this 4401-nucleotide messenger RNA. RefSeq lists its product as uncharacterized. Gene Ontology annotation, biological process: negative regulation of DNA-templated transcription. The record is from RefSeq and is a predicted model, not a curated record. NCBI's taxonomy places the organism in Eukaryota, Viridiplantae, Streptophyta, Magnoliopsida, Magnoliales, Magnoliaceae. Gene Ontology annotation, molecular function: transcription corepressor activity; acyltransferase activity, transferring groups other than amino-acyl groups. The transcript has 8 exons. The coding region runs from base 440 to 4114 and encodes 1224 amino acids.